UACCAGUAGGCUGUCGUAUUUGUAUGCAAAGUGCUAAUCAAACGGUGCUUUAGAUUACAUCAUUAUCAGUAUUUGACUUUAUAAAGCAUGAGUGUAAAACACAUCGAGUCCAGGCCAAGCUUCUGUUCAGUAUUGGUGCCAGAAUCAUCGUAUGUGCGAGAGGUGUCCAUUUAAAGUUGCGUAAUGUAAAUGGGGAGGAUAUCUCAGUUCCUCUUAAGGCCUUCCCGUUAACCCUCAUGUCUAUGCUAAACACCCACAGCUCUUCACUCAUCCACUCCUCGAAAUACGGAAAUCAACAUUGGUUCAAGCAAUAACCAUGGAGUAUGAGCAUAAUUAUGAUGAUGAGGAUGAAAAAAUCUGGGAUAUGCUUAACAACAGUGAAAACACAAGCUAUCCAGAUUGUGAGGAUAACGAGCACGUCAAACUCUGCUCUGCAUCAAACGUCAACCAAUUGGGCUCGGCCAUGAUUCCUUAUUUCUACUACAUCAACUUCCUCCUGAGUUACUUGGGCAACUGGCUUGUUUUGUUCAUCAUCGUCAAGCUUGAGAAGGUCAACAGCGUCACUAACAUCUUCCUCAUCAAUCUGGUCACCUCUAACAUCCUGUUUGCAUCCAGCUUCCCCUUCCUGGCCAAAUACCAUUCCUCCGAGUGGAUCUUCGGCACGGUGCUUUGCAAGUUGGUCAGCAGUGCCCAUCUGAUCGGUUUCUACAGUUCCAUCCUCUUCCUCACCCUGAUGACCUUUGACCGCUACCUGGCCGUGGUGCACGCGGUGUCCGCUGCCAAGAGCAGGAGGAGGGCGUACGCCAUCGGGGCGUCGUUGAUCGUUUGGUUCAUCAGUGUGCUGGCCAGUCUAAAUGAGCUGGUGUUCAAAGGCGUGUGGAAGGACAGCGAGCAGGGCCUGAUGUGUGAGGAGACAGGAUACCACGCCGACGUCGUCGAACAGUGGAAUCUGGUCAGCUACUACAUGCAGUUCCUCCUCUUCUUCCUGCUGCCCCUCUUCAUUGUGAUGUACUGCUACACCUGCAUCACCGUGCGGAUCAUGUCCACUCGCAUGAGGGAGAAAUGGCGCUCGGUGAAGCUGAUAUUCAUCAUCAUGUUCACCUUCUUCGUUUGCUGGACUCCCUAUAACAUCGUGAUCCUGCUGAAGGCCAUUCAGAUCUCCACAGCCGACAAAGCAAACCCGAUGUGCGUUCAGGUCGAAGCUCUGAACUAUGCGUUGUACGUGACCAGAAACAUAGCGUUCUUGUAUUGUUGCAUCAGCCCCAUGUUCUACUCCUUUGUGGGUAAGCGGUUUCAGAAUCACUUCAGGAAGCUGUUGUCGAAGAACAUGCCUUGUCUGGCACGUCACUUCAGACCCGCUAGUCUGAGCAGCAAGUCCACCUCACAAAGGACAUCCCACACAAACGACUUUUAACAUGCGGGAGACAAUUUACUUUGUUUGAAUUACACAAUUGAAUGGGAAAAUGGAUGAUUCAAUUUUAAGUUUUACAUUUAAAUGUAGUCAUUUAGCAUAUACCUUAUAAAUGAAUAUCUAAUAAGUAAUUGCAAUUAUGUAGUGUUCUUUUUUAAGGCACUUAAAGCGCUUUAAUCAGUUAGUUAGUUUAUUAGUUGUCCCCUUAGGGACAUUUUUUUUCAGUUUCCUUCCGUCAUUUCCCAAAUAGUGAGUUUGUGGUUGAGAAUAACACCUCAUAUUAACGAGGCUGAGAACAAUCUAAGUUUGUAUUGUUUUUAGAGAAGUUAGGUUAGGUUCUCGAAGGAUGAAAAAUCACUAGAGGAAGUGUAGAAUAACUGAGUUGUUCGGCCGUCAACUAGCUUUGUCAUGACAGCAUUUUAACCACUUUUGCUUGAAAUAUAAUUAUAAAGAGAGAAUAUAAUCGAUAUUGAAUUUAGAAUUUCUGCAUUUUUAAUGUUAUGUUGUAAAACCAUUUUGUGUAGCAUAAGCGUUGUUGUGUUUCUACUGUUAUUUCAUUUUAGUUGUAGAGCAUGUGUAAGAAAUGAAGAUAAAGCGUCGUUUGGAUGGUUUGCGCUGCUCUUCCUAACAGCAGUGGUCGAUCCCCGGCCAGUAGAGUCGAUGCGCUACCGAAGCCGGAGCUACUGCAACUCCACCGUCUACCGACACUCUUCCACCACUUGGAUGUGGAAAAUAUAUGUCGACAUAUAUAUGUUUAAGAAAAAUCUCCAGCUCUUCUUUUUAUAUCGUAGCACUUAAAAAUGCUACGACGGCUGCUUUGCUUUUUUCCUUUUUUUAAGAUGUGUGAUUGGGAAGCAAUAUUUGGGGUCCAUCUUCAUUGUUGAAAGUAUAAAGUAUCAAAUAAAUGUAAUGUAGUGAAUGCA
This is a messenger RNA of Gadus morhua (Atlantic cod), 2334 nucleotides long. RefSeq names its product C-C chemokine receptor type 3-like. Gene Ontology annotation, cellular component: membrane; external side of plasma membrane. The record is from RefSeq and is a predicted model, not a curated record. Gene Ontology annotation, biological process: immune response; calcium-mediated signaling; G protein-coupled receptor signaling pathway. Bases 317 to 1414 code for a protein of 365 amino acids. Gene Ontology annotation, molecular function: C-C chemokine binding; C-C chemokine receptor activity. The transcript is spliced from 2 exons. Lineage: Eukaryota; Metazoa; Chordata; Actinopteri; Gadiformes; Gadidae.